Molecule: messenger RNA, 830 nt
Organism: Linderina pennispora
Lineage: Eukaryota; Fungi; Kickxellomycota; Kickxellomycetes; Kickxellales; Kickxellaceae
Exons: 1
Coding region: 76-771 (231 amino acids)
Biological process (GO): nuclear-transcribed mRNA catabolic process; ribosomal large subunit biogenesis; ribosomal large subunit assembly
Cellular component (GO): preribosome, large subunit precursor; nucleolus
Molecular function (GO): RNA binding
Source: RefSeq, a predicted model, not a curated record
GUCCACGCUCCUUUUUGCCUCCCCGUUAUUCCACUUUCCUAACUCCUCUCCCACACCUUUGUCACAUACACAACCAUGCCCAAGGCCAAGAGAUCGCAGGUCGUCACGCUGACAAAGACCAAGUCGAAGGGUCGCGAGGCCAAGUCCUCGCUGAUGGAGCAAGUGCGUGUCGCCGCCGACACCUACGACUACGUCUGGGUAUUCUCGGUCGAGAACAUGCGCAACGCCUACCUAAAGACCGUGCGCAACAACUUCAAGACCAGCCGCUUUUUCUUCGGGAGCAACAAGGUCAUGGCCAAGGCCCUGGGCAAGACCGCCGAGGAAGAGAUCAAGCCCGACAUGCACAAGAUCGCCGAGCAGCUGACUGGCGAGGUCGGCCUGCUGUUUACUAACAACAGCAUCGAGGACGUGAAGAAGGCGUUUGACGAGUACGCAGCCGACGACUAUGCUAGGGCUGGCUGCAUUGCCACCGAGAAGGUCGAGGUCCAGGCUGGCGAGGUCACCAGGGGGUACACCCAGGAGACCUUCCCGAAUAACAUGGAGCCCCAGCUGCGCGAGCUCGGCAUGCCCACGCUGCUCAGGCAGGGCAAGAUCACCAUUGACUACGACUAUGUCAUCUGCCAGGAGGGCGACCGUCUGACCCCCCAGCAGGCCCAGCUGCUGAAGCUCUUCUGGGUCAAGCAGGCUGUCUUCAAAAUCGACCUGAUCGCCUAUCUCCACAACGGCGAGUUUGUUAACCUCGAGGCCGAGGAUGACGAGGACAUGGAGUAAAAAAUUGUUUCUUUUCCCGUAUUUUUCUGCAACAUCUACCGAAACCAAUCGACGCAAAC